AAUUAUAUUUUCAUCAUUGUCAUUGCGAGUCCUUCACAUCAUCGCCAAGAUUCAGUCCAAUGUUCAGAAAUGAUCGCAACAUUACUUUGUUUCAGCCUCAUACUGCUAAUGUGAGAGUAACUGACCCCCACUGUCACUAAAAUACGUUCAGGAGAGCAGAUCAUGAGGGAGAAAGCAUAAAGAAUUCCAGCUGUUUUAUCAUGAUGGAAAGGGGAAGGGAGUGGGUGUGAUCCCGAAUGAGGAGAUUCUUGUGGAGGCGAAGAGAGUAGUCUGAUGCUGGAAGGUGUGAUGAUGUCUUGUCAGUGGUAGUAUGUAAGCCAAAGGAGGAGAAAUUCUGGAGAGGUGAUAACUAUGAAAUAGUUACCCAGUAGUUACUGAAUAAUUGAGAUUCAGUUCUUCUGUAUAUACCCUGUAAUUCUUUGUGAUUUUCCUCUUGUUGCAAAGCGUAUAUAGAAUUAGUAUUUAUAUGUGCAUUGUGAUUUCAAAAGAAAACUUCCAUUCACACUAACUAAAGGGUAAAGGUCAAUUCCCGGAGGUUCUUCCAGAUGGACGGCAACACUUAAAAUGCUCGUGGAGACUGGAAGGAGGAAAUCAGAUAAGGAGACCAUUUGGUGGAAUUAAGACGUGUUUAGAGGAAAAGGUUUACUUAAAAAAAAAAAAAAAAGUGGAACACCAAAGUGACAGAAGUACAGAAAUGUAGCACAAGGGGGAAGGUGGAUAUGGUAAAGGGUGUUUGAGGACCUGAAUGCCAGGGUGGACAUAAAGGAGGGAGAGGUGGAUAUGUACAGGGGAGGGAGAGAAACAGAUGGAAGGAUGUGCAGCGGGUUAGGGAGGUCGAGGGCAGAGAUGGAAAUGUGUUGAUGCGUUCCUCAAGUGUGAUGAAAAAAAUGGAAGUAGGAGUUUGAAGAGCUGAUGAGAGAAGACGAUGUCAACAGUCCUGAUCAAUGGGAAGUGUGGGGAAAGAGGCGAAAAGGUGUGUACAAGCAGGUUGGAACAGCUGGAGGAAGGUUUCAGGUGUGAUAUGUGACAAGAGUCUCAGCAGGAAUGAAAGGAAAGGUGUAGAAGACUGUGGCGAGAGCAGCCAUGUUGUUGUGGCUCUGAGAAAGAGACAGGAGGCAGAGCUGGAGGUAGCAGAGCUGAAGAUGCUGAAGUUCUCUUUGAAAAUGAUUAGGGGUCAGGAACUAAUACAUUAGAGGAACAGCUAAUGUUAGAUGUUUUGGAUAGAAAAGCAGACUGGAACAGAAAAGAGGCCUAGAGGAAGACCAACAUGGAGGUACAUGGACAUGGUGUAAAGGAUGAGGAUAGAGAAGAUAGGCUGGAGGGGAAACCAAUAGACUUUGUUGGGGUUGACGACACCACAGCUCGAUGGGUGCAGGACUUCAACCUGAAAUCAUACGCAACCCCUGCCAAACUUGAAUCCAUAGAUGGUGCCAGAUACCAAGCGCUGCUCAUCCCAGACUGCCCUGGAGCACUAAAUGACCUAGCACACAGCGGUUCGAUGCACCGCAUCCUCACACAGUUCAUCUCGCAGCAAAAGCUGGUGUGUGCUGUGGGUCAAGGAGUGUCUGCAUUGUGUUGCUCCACUGAGCGGCAAAAGUGGAUUUUCAGUGGCUAUAGCUUAACAGGACCGUCAGUGUUUGAACUGGUGCGGGAGCCGGACUUUGCCAACCUGCCGAUGAUUGUGGAAGAUUUUGUCAAAGACAGUGGGGGAUCGUACACUGGAAGUCAAGAAGACGCUGUCCAUGUAGUCAUAGACAGACACCUCAUUACCGGACAGAACACACAGUCAACAUCACUUGCUGUGAAUAAUCUCAUCCUCCUUUGCAAUGCUAAAUAAAAGCUGCUCGGUGGACAUUUGCAUGUAAUUGAAAACGUUUAUCUUGGUGAAAAAUACCACACACUAUGAAGCAAACAAAUCAACAGAAUCCACAAAAUCUACCCUUUAGAUGAUCAUUUAAAAAAAUUGAGAUUGAUUAAUAUUUCAAGCACAAACAAACAGGUCUGCUAGAAACGACCGAAGGGUUACUGCAGGCAUCAUCGGUGUGUGAACAUUGACAAGCCUUGCAUUGUAACGCAUACAUUCUGAUGAUCAUGCAUUAUCUGUGUCAAAACGCAGAUGAAUUAUUGCACUUUGAACAAAUCACAAUAAAGUACCCAAAAUUC
This is a messenger RNA of Oryzias latipes (Japanese medaka), 2163 nucleotides long. It is a transcript of the gene gatd1, whose product is annotated as glutamine amidotransferase class 1 domain containing 1. The record is from RefSeq and is a predicted model, not a curated record. Gene Ontology annotation, molecular function: glyoxalase III activity. Gene Ontology annotation, cellular component: cytoplasm. Lineage: Eukaryota; Metazoa; Chordata; Actinopteri; Beloniformes; Adrianichthyidae.